AUGAAGCCCGCGGCGCGCUUCGGCGCGGCCGCGCUCGCCGCGCUCGCGGCCCGAGCGGCGGCACACGACUGCCACGACGGAGAGCACCGGGCGCUGCUGCAGGCCAGGCUCGGCGUCUUCGGCGUGCAGUGCGAGGAGAUGUGCAAGAGGCUCGGGGACUACCCGAACUGCCAGUGCCCCGGCUUCGCUGGGGAGCCCGCCGAGGACGGCGACACGCGCGCCUGCAUGGAGCAGCACUGCCAGGACCCCGCCCAGCCCUGCCCCUCGGAUCCCUUCGUGACCUGCGUGCGGGAGAGGACCAGGGCCUCCUUGCUGGAGUGGAACGACCUGAUGGCCCGCGUGGACUCCCACCUGGAGCUGCACCGCAGGGCGGUGGCGCGGGCGCGCGGCGGCGGCCAUGCCGCCGCCGCCUCCGACGGUUCGGGGCCUUGCGAGGCGCGAAGCCACGACCGCCUCGCCAUGCUCCAGGCGCGCACGGCCCUCUUCGGCGUGCAGUGCGAGGAGAUGUGCCGAAGCCUCGGGGACUACCCGAACUGCCAGUGCCCCGGCUUCGAGGGCGAGCCGGCCUCCGACGGCGACGUCCGCGCGUGUUACGUGCAGCAUUGCCAGGACGUCCACUGCCCCACCGACGCGUUCGUCACGUGCGUGCGGGAGACGAACAAGGUCGCGGCGCUGCAGCUCCCGCACAUGCUGCGGAGCCUGGACCUCUAUGCAAAGGGGUUCAAGGCGCUGGCUGCGGCCCGCCGCCCUGUGCAGCCGCCGCCUUCUGACGUCAAGUGCACGCACUGCGGCGCCGUCUUGGCCUCGCGCAACGCGCUGUUCCGGCACCUGAAGGCUAGCUGCGACCCCUCCGCCGGGAAGAAGCAGGAGGAGCGGGAGCGGCUCGUCCUCGCGGUCGGCUACCUUGGCUCGGGCUUCCACGGCCUGCUGUCGCAGGGCCCCCACGAGGAGGCCGCGAGGCCGACGGUGGAGGGCACGGUGUUGGCCGCGGCGCGGCGCGCGUGGGGCGACGAUCCGGCCCUCGCGGUGGUGUCGCGCUGCACGCGGACCGAGCGGGGCUGCCACGCGGCGGAGAACGUGCUGGUGCUUUCCGCCAGCGCGCGCCCUGGCCGCCGCGACGACGCGCUGCGGCGGGAGCUGGAGCGCUCGGAGGUGUGGCUCCUCGCGCCGGCCCGGGCGCCCACCGCGCCGGCCCUGUUCGACAGGGUCCACGCCUCGAAGAAGCGCGUGUACAGAUACUACAUCCCCUACCACGUGCUGCUCCGCCCAGACGAGCUCGCCGAGGCCCGCACCUCGGACGGCCCCUGCGAGGGGGGCGGCAUCUGGCUGGGCCCCGUCCACGAGGGCGCCGCGAAGGCCGCGCCGCUCCGCCCGCUCCUGCUCCGCCCGCUCCACGAGGACGCCGUGAAGGCAGACCUCGUGGCUCUCCUGGCCGACAUAGGCGUCACGAUCGUCGAGGCCGACGUCGAGAUGGAGGUGGGCAAGGGGCAGGCGUCGCUGCGCGUGCCGGCCUGCUCCGCCGGACGGGCGGUGAAGGAGCUCCACGGCUCCAUGUUCAUGGGGCAGCAGAUCAUGACCAUGCCGCUGGCUGAGGCGCACGCCAAGUUCCGUGUGCAGAAGCGCGUCCGCACCGCGCUGAAGGCCAUCCGCGGUCCGGAGAGGGGCCUGCGGUCGUUCCACAAUUUCGUGGAGGGCGGCAGGCCAGGGGACCCCCACGUGAUGAGGAGGUUGCUGCGCUGCACCUCCGGGAACGUCACAGAGGACUUGCGCGGGCCCCGGAGGCACAUCGCGACAGGGCCUGAGGGCGCGAGCGGCCACUGGACGGAGACCGACUGGACUGUCACCACCUUCGCCGCCACAGACUUCGGGCCGCAGCAAGUCCGGCGCAUGGCCGGCGCCCUGGCGGCCGUGGUGCGGGGCGCCGAGGAGCUCAGCUACAUCGACAGGGCGUUCGCAGACGCCCCCAUGCCGCCGCCGCCGGCGCCCGCCGAGGCGGCGUGCCUGGAGAGCGUGGCGGUGGGCCCGCCGGGCUGCGACUGGCGGGCCGCCGUGGGGGGCGAGGACGAGGCUUACGCAGAGGGCCGAUGCCGGGUCGAGUCGCGAGUGGUGGAGGAAGCCGCGCAUGGCUGGAAGGAGUUCGCGGAGCACCUGGACCGCGGCAAGACGCGGGAGCACCUGAAUUUGGAGCUCGCGGAGGCCGCCGCGGCCGGCGACGUCCCGCGCGCGGAGGCCGCGCUGGACGCGGGCGCGCUGGCGGACGGCGCCAACGAGUACGGGCAGACCGCGGCCUGCCUGGCUGCGUACGGUGGCCACGCCGACGUCAUACUCAUGCUGGCCGAGCGCGGCGCCGACCUCGCGCGCCCCGCGCACGGGGGGGCCACGCCCUGGGACGCAGCCAAGGCCCGCGGGCGCGGCGCCGCGCUGCGCGCGCUCGCGGAGCGCCUGCCCGGCGGG
Messenger RNA from Prorocentrum cordatum, 2454 nucleotides. The record is from the annotation of a GenBank genome assembly. NCBI's taxonomy places the organism in Eukaryota, Dinophyceae, Prorocentrales, Prorocentraceae.